CAACAACAGCAACGGCAAAAAACACCCAUUCACAUUUAUAAUUAUAAUAAUAUCGUGCAGCAGCGAAUGUUGCCCAUAACAACAAAUACAAUAAUAACAACAACAACUACUAAAGCAGCGACCGCAGCAACAACAACCACAAUAACAACAGCAACCACCACAACAACAGCAACAUGCGCUGCAACAAAUCAGUUAUUAAUGCUUGUCAAGGAAAAACAACAGCAGCAACAAUCGCCGCCACAGCAACCACAACAGCAACAGCAGCCGCUUAAUAAAUCCGAUGAAGCGUUGAGCGAGGAGCAUCAUUCAUCGCCAGCUGAUGAUAAUGAUGAUUAUCUAAUAUAUGAAGAUGAGAGAUCAUAUUUUACUUAAUAAGAAGAAAAUGUUUUUACUACGAACGCACCGUAAGGCGAUGUCGCCUCCUCCUCCUUCUCCUCGUCAUCCGCCUACAUUCGCACACACACACACACACAUACACAUCCACAACACAACACCACACACAAAUCACAAGCAAGAACAACCAAAACAACACAUACACCUACAUACAUCUAUAUACAGCCAACAACCAUCUGCAUAUACAUAAUAAUAAACUAUACCAAGUACCAUUUUUCACAUUGCAUACAAAUAAUUUACAAAGAUAAAAGAUAACAAUUAUUAAAUAUUAAAGGCGUAAAACGAUUUAACAGAUUUAUAAGCGUAAGAUGAAACAACAAAUACAAAA
Molecule: messenger RNA, 721 nt
Organism: Drosophila nasuta
Lineage: Eukaryota; Metazoa; Arthropoda; Insecta; Diptera; Drosophilidae
Product: phospholipase D A-like
Exons: 1
Source: RefSeq, a predicted model, not a curated record